This is a messenger RNA of Lepisosteus oculatus (spotted gar), 4447 nucleotides long. RefSeq names its product phospholipase D family, member 7 (gene pld7). Gene Ontology annotation, molecular function: catalytic activity. Lineage: Eukaryota; Metazoa; Chordata; Actinopteri; Semionotiformes; Lepisosteidae. The record is from RefSeq and is a predicted model, not a curated record.
GGCGGGUUCUGGGUCAGGCAGCAGACCUGACAGAGGGCGGUCCUGGUACUGGCAGACUGGUACAGGGGUGAAACCUGGUACAGAUCCAGGUCGGGCAGCAGACCUGAGUGAGGGCGGUUCUGGUACUGGUACAGGGGUGAUACCUGGUACAGAUCCGGGUCGGGCAGCAGACCUGAGUGAGGGCGGUUCUGGUACAGGUACAGGGGUGAUACCUGGUACAGAUCCAGGUCGGGCAGCAGACCUGACUGAGGGCGGUUCUGGUACUCGCACUCACUCAGGUACUGGUACAGGGUGAUACUGGGUUGGGCAGGAGACUUGACAGAGGGUGGUUCUGGUACUGGUACAGGGAGGUCCCGGUACAGACCCCCCCUGGGCCUGUAGGAGCUGGAAGCCAAUCUGCCCCACUUCCUAACUGCAGGCUCCCCUGGAGUGUAAAACAAGAGCCACUGUUCCUCGGGGGGCUCGGGUUUGGGUGGGAACUAUAUGAAUAUAUAGGAAGAGGCGCUGUAUGAAUGAAAGAUGCUCAUUUUCUCCAGCUCCCGCGGCAUGGGUCCUGGGGGGGGUGUAGGACGGGUCCGUGUCCGCCAGGGGGCGCGGUGCGGCGCGCCGGCCCCUCUCUGCCCCCCUCCCCGCUCCCUCUCUCUCUCUCUCGGCCGCCAAUUACCAGCCGGCGCAGGAAACCGCGGUCCGCUUCAACUCCAGCCGCUGCGGGGCAGUUCGUCUUCGUGCGUUUGGCGUCACGGCCGUGGAAAAAGAUAUAUUCGGCGAGCGAGAAGCCGGGCUGUAGUCGAGGGCGAGAGGACAGACGUCUUGGAAACGCAGCGACAGCCGCCGCCUGCUUCCGUUUGAGGCCCCCGGCGCCCGGGCUGCCGCUGGCCCGGUGAGCGAUGGGCCGGCGGAGGUCGGCUCGGCUGGCCCGGGCGGAGACGCCGCUGCGGCGCUCGGCGAGACUGCGGGACACCCUGGGCGGGCCGGUGGAGGAGGUGGUGGACAUGUCUGCAGAGCAGUCGGAGGGGGAGGACGCCCAGGACCUGCAGCCACGCCCUGGCAUCCGGGCCCACCACUCUGCUUCUGGGGACCCAGCGCCAGUAGAACCAGAACCAGAGUCUGAACUGGAGGAGCCUGAGGCCAGAGGCAGGGGCCGCCCUCGCCAGCACCCCCAGCUGGACUCCAUGUGCCCCUCGGUCAUCCUGCGCAGACUGGACCUGGAGGACCGGGAGGGAGAGGAGACGGAGCCCCCCCGGGCCGCGGCGCCGAAGGCCCCCACCUCCAGGAUCCCCACCUUCCAGAGCUCCGGCGCCCGUCUGCUGCGGCCCGUGGACCGCCCCCCCCUGGGCAAGCCCCCCCCCUCCCAGCUCCCCGUCAGGCCCUGGGAGCGCGCGGCCAAGCCGCACCUCGAGCUGGGCUGGUCGGACACUGCGCUGAGCCCCCGCCCGGCGCUCAGGGCCGAGACCGGGACCCCCAGGCCCGAGGCAGCACAGGAGGCUGGCGCAGGGGCUCUCGCCCCCGAGACCAGGGGAGGGCAGCUGGAGAGAGGCACACCUGCCCCCAGGGCCGAGGCCACGAGCAGGGAGGCCUCCAAAACACAGCCUCGGAGAGGCCCCCCCGUCCCCUCGGAGGCAAAGCCCAGAGAAGACACGCCGCCUGCCUCCGAGGAAGGAGGAGAGGAGGCUGAGGCAGAGCGGGAGGAGGUGGGCUCUGAGGUGGGCUCUGAGGCCGAGCGAGAGGAGGCAGGCUCCGAGGCCGAGGAAAAGGAGGCUGGGGAAGAGGAGGUGGACUCCGAGGCCGAGGAAAAGGAGGUGGGCUCUGAGGCCGGGGAAGAGGAGGCUGAGCAAGAGGAGGCUGCCCCCGAGGCUGAGGCUGAGGGAGAGGAGGUGGGCUCCGAGGCUGAGGCUGAGGCUGAGCGAGAGGCGGUGGUCUUUGAGGUGGGAGCCCGGAGCGAGAAACCCGCCCUCAAUCCCAGAGGCAGACGAGCGGCCGGAGGGAGGGAGGCGAGGCAGGAGGGAGCGGGCCGGCCCGGGCCCCGAGGCAGGCUGCGGCGCUACUGCUCCACCCUGCUCUGCCUCCUCCCCCCCCUGCUGCUCCUGCUGGGGGGGGGCGGCCUGUUCCUGUGGCCCUCUGGGAGGCCGGGGCUGGCCGGCGCCCUGCUGGCGCCGCUGGACCUGGACUGGCUGUGGGCCGGGGACCUGUGGGCACGGCAGGAGGCCUGCGGCUCCGACUGCAGCCUGUCCCUGCUGGAGAGCCUCCCUGAGGGGCUGGAGUACCCCCCUGGCUCCCCCCGCCUGACCCCCAUCUCCCAGGCCUGGAGAGACCUGCUGCACAGAGCCAACCACAGCGUCAGCAUCGCAGCCUUCUACCUCACACUGAGGGACACCGACCUGGAGGCCUCCGAGCCCAGCGCACUGGAGGGGAAGCGUGUGUUCGAGGCUCUGAGGGGCCUGCCAGCUCGAGGGGUGGGCCUCAGGAUCGCCGUCAACAGCCCCCAGACGUACCCCAGGGACACGGACGACCUUGCGCUCGCAGGCGCGGAGGUGCGCCCGGUCUACCUGCAGAACCUGACCGGGGGGAUCCUGCACACCAAGCUCUGGGAGGUGGACGGCCAGCACGCCUACCUGGGCAGUGCCAACAUGGACUGGCGCUCCCUCACACAGGUGAAGGAGCUGGCCGUCUCAGUGACGAACUGCAGCUGCCUGGCCAGAGACGUGUCCCGGCUGUUCCAGGCGUACUGGCUCCUGGGCUCUCCAGCAGGGGGCGCAGUGCCCGCGCGCUGGCCCCGCCGCCUCAGCGCUCUGUCCAGCGCACAGCGCCCCCUGCAGCUGCAGCUGAACGGGCUCCCGGCGGAGGUCUACCUGUCGAGCGCUCCCCCGCCGCUGUCCGCGGACGGCCGCACGGACGACCUCUCGGCCAUCCUGGGCGUGAUCUCGGACGCCCGCCGCUUCGUCUACGUCUCGGUCAUGGACUUCCUGCCGGCCUCCCGGUACACGGAGCCGGCCCGGUUCUGGCCGCCCAUCGACUCGGCGCUGCGGGCGGCGGCGUGCGCGCGCGGCGUGGAGGUGCGGCUGCUGGUCAGCUGCUGGCCGCACUCCGACCAGCCCAUGUUCGUCUUCCUGGAGUCGCUCGGCGUGCUGAACCACCCGCCCCUGAGCUGCACGCUGCACGUGAAAGUGUUCGAGGUGCCCUCCACCAAGGAGCAGAAGAUGAUCCCCUACGCCAGGGUGAACCACGCUAAGUACAUGGUGACGGACAGAGUUGCGUACAUAGGGACAUCCAACUGGUCGGAGAAUUACUUCACCCACACGGCGGGCGUGGGGCUGGUGGUGAACCAGACGGGGGCUCCAGCCGGGGCAGGCAAGCGCAGCGUCCAGAGUGACCUGCAGGCCGUGUUCGAGAGGGACUGGGACUCCGGCUUCGCUCAGCCCCUCUCCUCGGAGCACGCCCACCACUGCGGAGCACGGGAAAGCGCAUAGCCCCGCCCAGCUGGGGGGCAGGGGGGGCACCGUCGCUCGUCUGCUUGCAGCAGCUUCCUGCGCUGCCAAAGCCACACAGCCAAAGCCUGAAGUUGAAACGGAGGAGAGACGCUGGAGUCCUUGUCAGCGAGAGUGGACACCAGGGGGCGCGCUUGAUAGCCGUGUGUGUGGAGCUUCUGUCAGAGGGAGUCUGGGACACACACUCUUUGGGCCACGAGGUCCUAAGGAUGGAUAGUCAGUGUGUGUUUCCCAGGCUCCCUCUGACUGGACCAGUCCUCCCUCGCAGACGAGGCCCUGGACUGGCUCAGGUCGGGUCGGGUCGGGUCGGGUCGGGCUGCGCUGUUCUCUCUCCACCUUGAGGGAGGUGGACAUGGGGGAGGGUUUCAGUAAUAAAAGAAAUUGCCUGGGUGGGGGGGUUGAUUUUGAACUAAUCUGUUCUGAAAUGCUGAGCGAGCUGCAGCUGUAGAUGUUCGUACCGCAGCGUGUUUGAAGUGAGAGCUUUGUUCGAUGUUGAUUUUUAUUUUUUUAGGAAUGGGUUUAGGAUUAUUUUACGGUGUGAAUGCUUCUGCCUGGGUAGUGGAUCAAAGCCAUAAUGAAGCCUCUACAAGAAUAUAGCAGCGUCCUCGCUGAUCUUAUUUUGCCUUGCAUCCUUCUUAAAUUAUUUUUAUAUUUUCUGUUGCCAAAUGAUGUGUAUAUGAUGGUUCUUGUAUGCACACACCUAUCAAAGCCAUGUAAAGCCUUUUUUAAAUAAAGUUGUCUUCAGUACUCGGAAAGACGGUGUGGCUGUGGAGAGUGAACAGGAACGGUGGAGGCUGGGGUCGCCCUGGGGUCGCCCUGGGGUCGGUGACGGAACCCACCCUCUCACUGCCUGACCUGAGAGCCAGGCCUGUGGACAGAGGGCUCAGGUCAGCCUCAGACGCCUACAGCUCUACCCAUCUGACGCGUUAAUUGUACUUGCUCACAUGAGCCUUGAUAAUGCU